Molecule: messenger RNA, 1053 nt
Organism: Anopheles marshallii
Lineage: Eukaryota; Metazoa; Arthropoda; Insecta; Diptera; Culicidae
Product: trypsin
Exons: 3
Coding region: 1-1053 (350 amino acids)
Biological process (GO): proteolysis
Molecular function (GO): serine-type endopeptidase activity
Source: RefSeq, a predicted model, not a curated record
AUGAACGAGCAUAUAGUGUGCAUAAUUGCUAGUUUGCUUUCUAUCAAUUUGAUAAGUGGCUUGAGAAAUUGGGAUACUCAACGAUACGAAGUUAGAACACUUCCAACUGUACUGAAUAAUGAUUAUUUGACGGAAGAGUUCGAACCGGAAGAAGAGCGGAUCAUCAACUUCGUCACAGUGCGUCCGGAAUAUUUCGAGAUAAAUCGUGCCCGACCAAUUAUCGACUGGAUUACGGGUGUCAUCGGUGCUCCAGUUUUUGCCAGUGAUUCUUCGGUGCCAUCGCAAAAUUGCACACCAUGCAAGUGUGGAUCUGCCGAACCGAUAAACGAACGAAUAGUAGGUGGCACACCCGUGGACGAUAACAGCUUCUCCUGGAUGGCCGCUCUCUACUACGACAAUAAGUUCAGCUGCGGUGGUUCCCUGCUUUCGGAUCGAUAUGUCAUCACGGCCGCCCACUGUACGACCAAACCGGACCGGGCGCUAUUUCGCAUACAGUUUGGCGUAAAUGAUCGUAGCAAACCGACUGGAACAUCCAUAGAGCGUAGUGUCAAACGUAUUCUGACCAACUGGUACAACGCUUUCAAUAACAACAACGAUAUAGCGCUGCUGGAGCUCACAUACCCCGUAUCGAUCAGCGACCGUGUGAUGCCUAUCUGUCUACCACAGGCGACGGAAAUGUACGAGGGUACCAGAGGAAUAGUAACCGGCUGGGGAAGAACGAAAUCUGGUGGUGGUCUUUCGGGAACAUUACAGCAAACCGAAGUACCGAUCUUGACGAAUCGUGAAUGUCGACGGGCUGGCUAUUGGGCCUUUCAGAUAACAAACAGGAUGAUCUGUGCCGGGUAUCUUGAGGGUGGCAAAGAUUCCUGCCAGGGUGAUAGUGGAGGUCCGUUGCAAGUCCUUAAUACUAAACUUAACCAUUAUGAACUAGUCGGGGUUGUUUCAUGGGGCCGUGCCUGUGCUCAGAAGAAUUUCCCGGGCGUUUAUACACGUGUAAGCCAGUAUCUACAUUGGAUCAACCGUAACAUCAAGGAUUCCUGUCUAUGUAGCUAA